UCUCCCACACAACAAUACCAGUUAUUUUUCCUUUUGAACGUGUAGAUCUGCUCUUGUUGACUCUCUCUUUUUCUCUCCGUCUCCUCUCUCUCAACAAAACCGGUUAUUUUUUCUUUUGAACGUGCAGAUCUACCCUUGUUGACUCUCUUGUGGUUGUUUCUUUUAUAGUUUCUCUCCCCAUCGAUCUAAGGUUAUCUCUUCCCCAAAGGUUUUCUUCUCAUCCUUUACAGAAUUUUAAAAAUACUAAUUUUGAAAUUUUGAUUUUCUCAUCUUUGAUUUCUUUGAUGGCUUUCACCUUUGAUUCUUAUUAGCAAUUGAAAGAAAGAAAAGAUUUUUUUUAGUUUUGUUUAUUUAUUUAUAUACAAUUGAAUAGCGUGAAAAAUUCUUUUCCUUUUUUACAAUUUUUUCCCCAAAGAUUUUCAUCUCAUCACUUACAGGAUUUUAAAAAUACUAAUUUUGAAAUUCUGAUUUUCUCAUCUUUGAUUUCUUCGAUGGCUUUCACCUUUGAAAAGAAAGAUUUUUUUUAGUUUUGUUUAUUUAUUUAUAUACAAUUGAAUAGUGUGAUUUUUUUUUUUUUUUUGUUUUUUUACAAUUUUUUCCCCAAAGAUUUUCGGAUUUUAAAAAUACUAAUUUUGAAAUUCUGAUUUUCUCAUCUUUGAUUUCUUCGACGGCUUUAACCUUUGAUUCUAUUUAUUUAUAUACAAUUGAAUAGUGUGAAAAAAUCUUUUGUUUUUUCACAAUUUUUUUCCCAAAGAUUUUCUUCUCAUCAUUUACAGGAUUUUAAAAAUACUUAUUUUGAAAUUCUGAUUUUCUCAUCUUCGAUGGCUUUCACCUUUGAUUCAUUGAAAAAAAGAAAGAUUUUAUUAGUUUUGUUUAUUUAUUUAUAUGAAAAAACAAUUUUUUUUAGGUUUUAGGGUUAAAAAUAAAAUUGGUUUUAAAAACAAUUUUAUUUUAAUUUUUUUUUGCGAAAAUCAAGUGGUGUACAGCUGUAUGGGGUAGAUCUAGGAAGAUGGAUGUAAUUUGGAAAGAUCGAGACGUAAUUAUGAUUUAAUGUGCCAGCUGUAUCAUACUGGUUUGGUUCUGAAAACCCUAGUGUCACACUAGGGUACCUUAUCUAGCUAGUGGGGUCAGUUGACCGACACUUAUUGUGGUGUACAAAAUUCUUUACAAUUUUUAAUUAAAAAAUAUAAACUUAGUUAUGCUAUUUGCAGUAGUAUUUACCUAUUUUGGAUUAAAAAAAUAUAUUUUAAAUAAAAGUUUUAACAAUUUUUUUUUUUUUUUUUUGCAUUAAAUGGCACGUUAUGUUUUUGCCUGACCUGUAUUCGGCGGAGACCCCUAAACACUCCUCAACCCUUUACAUCUCUUUUGACUCUCUCCACAAUUUAUCUUCAAAUAUCUCAAACACCUUCUUCUCUCCUCCACUGCAACGGAUCGAUGAUUUGGGUCUCUAUAAUCACUUGUGUGUCAUUGGUGUGUCAGUUUUUUGUUUGUUUGUUUGUUUGUUUUGUUACAUGGUGUAAUACCCGGUAUUACACAUGGUUACGCCAUAACAUUUACAAUAAAUCACAACAAAGAUUUGUGUUCAUUUCUUCUAUAUGUUUUUUUAUUUUUCACAACCAAACAUUUUGGGUUUUAUAAUCAGUUGUUUGCUAUUUGUUUUUGUUCGUUUUGGAUUUCUAUAAACUCAAAUCAAAGAGGCUAUUGUGCGCCAUGGUUCGUUGGAAUGGUACUCGGUAUGUAAGGGUGCACUUGGGUGCACAGAAUUGAUUCCUCGGAAUUGGAUUUGGAGAAAAUUUUAUUACACAAUUUUCUCCAAGUUCAAUCCUAAGGCACCAAUUCGUUUCAAAAGUUGGUAUCCAAACAAUCUCGUCCUACUCGGGUAAGUGCAAUACGUGGGUCUAAUAAGCUUUUGGUUUGGUUCAAGCCCAGCAUUUUGGUUCAAGCCCAGCAUGUAGGUUCCGUUCCCCGGCUAAGCUCAUAAUGCGCCAUUCCUCAUAAAGGAGCGAACCCCGUGUUAGGUCUCACUGAAAGUCAAGCAUGAACAAAGAAAGUCUACUCGAAAUAGUCUAGCGUCCGAACGAGCAAGAGAACAAAAUAUCGCAUACAAUUUUUUCUCUCUGCAAUCUCGCCUAACUAGGGUUUCGAUAGAGGCAUCCAAUUUUUUCUCUCUCCACCGUACGAGUAUUGCAAUCUCGCCUACUCUCAGAGUGAACGAAACAAUGGCUAGGGUUUUUUCCUUGUCUUCCAAAGGAAGAAGGUGCCUCUCGGGUUUCUCAGCAAUCCCUUCGUAUACAAUUUAAUCCUUCAAAUAUUGAUGCAAAUGGUCUCCCGAGGAAGAAUAGAUCAAUUAUGGCUUCUACUUCUGCAGAGCAUCUGCAACAUGAUACUUCACGUAUUGGUUGUCCUCGACGAUGCCAGUUCAGUACAAUCUCGAGCGUCAUAAAUCCUGUGCAAAAUCCGGGAGUCAUCAAUCCUUCUCAGAAUCAGAGAGUCAUCAAUCCUUAUCAUCGUCCGAUUAUAGGUCAUGGCACUCCAUUUUGGCUAACAGGAGACUCAGGAACAAUACCUUACUCCUCGUUUUUGGAAUAUGUCAUUGGAAGACGGGGGGACCUUACAAGCAAAUUUAUAGCGUGGACCCUGAGUCUGUCAGAAAAAUGUUUUUCAGUUCUGGCAUGAAGGAAGAGUUGUAUGAAAUGAGAAGAUAUAUUUCUUCAACAGUUGCCGAUCUGCGUCGUCUAGGACAUCUUUUGAAUUCCCGUGAAUAUAUUUCUGUUGUUGACUUUGAACGAUGGUUUCAAUCUUCUAGGGAGGAAAGUAGGCGUUAUAUUCUGGAUUUUAUGAAGGGAAACCGUGUUAAUGUGGUGGCACAAUCUAAUGAUACUUUGCUGUCCUAUCCAGCAUUGACAGUUGUGUAUGAGGCUCCUCCAGCAUGUGUAAAUAAGUUGAACACCGAUGGUGCCUUCAUUGCUUCUGGAAUUCCUGGUGUUCCUGGAAAGGCAGCGUGGAGUGGGGUAUGGAGAGAUUGUGAAAACAAUCUCGGACCUGUGUAUUCUGGUAAGGUAGAUGGGAUAUUGUCAUCCUACGAGGCUGAGAUGUGUGGUAUUUGUUAUAGUGCCCGUGCUUCCUAUGAGAAUAGUGGUUUGCGGAAUGAACCGUGGGUGUGGUAGAACGACAAUUUGGACCUUGUGAAUGCCAUUAAUUCUGGCAUACACAAGCCGGAUCAUGAUUUUGUAGUUAAACAUAGUGAUAUCGAAAGCAUACUGAGUGCUUUUCCAUACUGCCUUCCACCCCAGUAUGUGCCUCGUGAAGGCAACAGACUUGCAUAUUUUAUUGCUGGUGAGGCGCAGGAUGGUCGACCAUUAGAUCUGUCAGAAGUUCUUAGAAGAGCGAUUGAUGAUCCAUUUUUGUGGAGCUACCGUCUGAAAUAUCUUCAUCGGGAUUGGAUUAACUAGCUGUUGUGGUGCUAUGUAAAUCUGUUGCUAAACAGCCCAGGUUGACCGCACUUGCACUAGUGAUUUUACCGGCAAUCUAACAAGGAUUUGAAUCAGCAUUUCUUCAGGGAGAGCCAAAAGAAUAGAUCUUGACGAUGCUCUACUUUUCCCUCUUGCCAUUAUCUCUAUGCUUUUGCAGUUAAACCCUAGGUUAUUUCAAAACCUUAGGUUAUUUCAAAACAAUUUUCGACAAAUAAGGUUAGGUUGGGUAGGUUGGGUAAUAGAUUCCUAGUUCGUGUGUAAUUUGACAUAACCUAGUACUAAUUGUACAUCGAUAUGGAAUCCUUAAACAAAAGUUACAAACUCUGCGAAGAAAUAACAGUCCUCUUAUUUUAUGAAGUCUGUGUGACUAUUUAUAUGUCAAAUAUAAUGGGU
This is a messenger RNA of Cornus florida, 3866 nucleotides long. RefSeq lists its product as uncharacterized. The record is from RefSeq and is a predicted model, not a curated record. Lineage: Eukaryota; Viridiplantae; Streptophyta; Magnoliopsida; Cornales; Cornaceae. The coding region runs from base 2412 to 3167 and encodes 251 amino acids. The transcript is spliced from 7 exons.